Messenger RNA from Caenorhabditis bovis, 4473 nucleotides. NCBI's taxonomy places the organism in Eukaryota, Metazoa, Nematoda, Chromadorea, Rhabditida, Rhabditidae. The record is from the annotation of a GenBank genome assembly.
AUGUGGCUACGAGUUCUGUUCUAUCUAUUAGUAUUUGCCGGCAGUGCCACGAAUGCAUCGAAUAUCCCUUGCGGAAAAGCAUUUGUUCCAUGCGAAAACGACAUCCUCAAACAACAUGAAUUGCUCAACGAAGAUGCUGAGCCUUUUGUAUCCCAUCGUAUACCUGAUGGUCUUCUUUUCGUUGCUGCAAAAGAAGCCAGUUAUGAAAUCGAAAAAGCGUUCGAUUUCCGCGAUUCGGCCUUCCAAUACUCGGGGCAUCCAUUGUCAACGAGCACUUCGCAGUACACACGCAUUCACAAAGCCGACAAGAAGGCGUCGGAUCGGAGUCGAUCAGCCUUCACCUCAUUGGCAAUGACUAAAAGAUUGACUGCAUUAGGUCUUCGUGAACGCGAAUUGCGAUAUGGCAUUUUACCACACAAGAUUUCCUCCUUGAUUUCCACGUGCCCGAUUCCGACGAUCGAUCAUUGUUUCGCCACGAAUUACCGAUCUUUCUCUGGAAUCUGCAAUAAUGUGGCUCAUCCUGAAUGGGGAGCAUCGCACACUCCAUUAUCGCGGAUCGUUCGCCCGGACUAUGCGGACGGAAUCUCUGAUCCACGGGCUGCUCGCGCCACCAACAAGCCGCUGCCGUCGGUUCGCGGACUAUCGCUAACCCUAUUUUCACCUCGCGGACAGGAGCACACACAAGUGAGCACAAUGUUGGCUCAUUGGAUGCAGAUUAUUGGUUCCGAUAUGGUGAAUGUGAUACCAUUCCAAGCUGUCAAUGAAGGCUUCUCAUCGGCCCUUCCGUGUUGCAAGCGGGGUUUCAAUCACACCGAAUGCGAUCCAAUCGAAAUUCCUGCGGCUGAUCUAACUUUUCGAUCUCGACUCAGUUGUAUUCCACAUGCUCGUUCGAUAAUUGCGCCUCGCGAAUCUUGCAAACUAGGCCCACGCGAGCAAGGAAACUUUGCUUCCGCAUAUCUCGACGCAUCUUUUAUCUAUGGAUCGAGCCUUGAAAAAACGAAACAAUUACGAACUUUCCGAAAUGGACAACUGAGAACUGCGGGAAGUGUAGGAGAAUUGCCGGCUAUCGAUAGCACAUUGCAAUGCCAAGCGGCUCAUUCUAGAUGCGCCUUAUCAGGAACGGAUCAAGUCAAUAUUCUUCCCGGAAUCGCUGCACUUCAUACCGUCUUCAUUCGCCAUCACAACCGAUUGACUGAUAUUCUGCGAACGAUGAAUCGGCAUUGGACAGACGACAAAUUAUUCGAAGAAGCCCGAAAAAUCGUUUCAGCUCAGAUUCAGCACAUCACUUACAACGAGUUCCUGCCAAUUUUGAUUGGAAAUGAGAAUAUGAAAAACUACGGUCUGAGUUUGCGUUCGGCUGGAUUUGACUCGAACUAUGAAAUGAGCCUCGAAGCAACGGUUUUCAAUGAAUUCGCUGUCACCAUUCCAUACUACUUCUGGGCUUUGUUACCCGCGGAUCGCCUGUUCACCGACUUCAAUAACCCAGGAAGAAUUUACGAGCAGGGACCAGUUCCAACAAUCCGCCAUUUGUUGAGUUCGAGCAUUUUGAAGCCUUCUCUUCGUGUGAACGAUGAAAUCAAAAACGGGUUUUUGAAAGAUAACACAGAAAUUGGAUUGGAUCUCAUAUCGAUUGCAUUGAAACAAGGAAGAGAUCACGGAAUUCCCGGAUAUACAACAAUUCGGACAAGUUGUGGUUUGGGAAGAAUCUCAUCAUUCAGUGACCUUCACGAUAUUCUCCUUCCUGAAGUGAAAUUCGAGCAUCUUAGCGCGGUUUACCAAAGAGUUGAAGACAUUGACUUGCUCAUUGGUGUUCUCGCCGAGAAACCGCUCAAAGGAUCACUCGUCGGACCAACAAUUGCUUGCAUUAUCGGAAAACAAAUGCAAAGAGCGAAACGUGCCGAUCGUUUUUGGUAUGAAAACUAUUUCGCUGAAUCGGGAUUCACCGAGUCGCAAUUAAUGGAGAUUCGCAAUACGAAACUCGCCGAGAUCAUCUGCUCAAAUAUCGAUAUUCGUCGCAUUCAAAAGAAUGUUUUCUUCAAAGAGGAUAUUUUCGACAACAUGCCAAUUUCGUGCAAUUCGACGGUUCUUGCUGCGCCAGAUUUCAACGAAUGGCGCGAUUCAGAAGGCAAACCGGUGUUCCCAAUUAGGCAGGAGACUAUUGAAAAAGUGAUUCAUUUGGCCAAGAAGAAUUUAAAGGAUCAGGAAAAACGAGAAAUUUCAAAUAUAAAACACAACCAAGGACACUUCAAUCGCGGUGAUCCAUUAUUCGCCUAUUCGAACAUGAUGAGGGCUAAGAAAGGAGCCAAACAGGUUUCUCAAAUCUCAGCUCUACUACUUGAAACUACAAAAUUACUCAUCAAAGGAGAGGGACUAAAUGAAGACGAAAAGCUUCCGAAUCUCGAUGUUCCGACGCUUCAAAAAAUUUUGCCGGAUAUCGAUGUCGGUUCAUUUGUGAACAAUUACACUGCGUUCCUAUCGGAAGAUGGUCAAGCUUCGGUUGAAGAAUGCAUUCCAAAGAUGCUUCCCUGUGAUCACACCACUCGUUAUCGAACAUUCUCCGGCUGGUGUAACAAUCUCAAAUAUCCUGAAUAUGGCAACUCAUUCGCCCCUCUGAGACAUAUUCUCCCGCCGGUUUAUGACGACGGAUUUGAUGUUCCAAGAAUUCGUGCGAAAUCUGGAAACAAUCUGCCAAAUCCUCGAAGAAUUUCUAACCGAGUGUGUGAAGACAAAGAUGUUUCCCAUGUCAAGUUCACUCACAUGGUCAUGCAGUUCGGCCAGCUUCUCGAUCAUGAGCUUACUCAUUCACCGGUCGCCAGAGGACCAAACGAUGAGAUUUUGAAUUGCACACGAUGCGAUUCUCCUGAAAAGAUUUCCGUUCAUUGCAUGCCGAUUCGAGUCGAAUCUGAUGAUCCAUUCUUCCCAACGCACUAUCCAAAUGGCGAACCAAGAUGUCUCCCAUUUGCGAGGUCUCUUCUUGGCCAAUUGAAUCUUGGAUACCGUAAUCAACUGAAUCAACUCACUGCCUACGUCGACGGUUCGGCCAUCUAUGGAUCGACGAAAUGCGAAGCGAAGGCGUUGAGACUGUUCACGCGAGGCCUUUUAAACUUUACCGAUUUCGGACAUGGACAGAUGAUGCUUCCUCAAGGAAAUCAAGAGAAAGACUGCCGAUCAGCCAAGGAUCGUAUGCCUUGUUUCGUAGCGGGAGAUGAAAGAAACUCACAUCAGCCAGGACUAACUGUAAUGCACACAUUCUUCCUCCGCGAACAUAACCGAAUUGCUAUGCAUCUUUCGGCAUUGAAUCCACACUGGAAUGACGAUACUGUAUUUGAGGAAACUCGCCGAAUUCUUGUUGCUGAAAUGCAACACAUAACAUUUGCUGAAUUUUUGCCGAAAAUUGUUGGUCUCGAUCUGCUAAAUGAGCAGAAUCUUGUGCCGAAGAAAAAUGGAUAUUUCACAGGAUACGAUGACACAUGCGAUGCUUCUAUCUCGCAACCGUUCGCUACUGCAGCUUUCCGUUUCGGACAUACUCUGAUCCGUAGAAUGUUUCCAAGAAUGAAUUAUAAUUUCAAGAAUAUGAGUGAACCAGUUGAUUUGGCCAAUCAUUUUGGACAUGUUGGACCAUUAUACGAGAAAGACAAAGGCGGAUUAGAUGCAAUGCUUAUGGGACUUCUUGGUACUCCGUCGAUGGCAUUCGAUCGGCAUAUCACAGACGCUGUCAGAAACCAUCUCUUUAUGCGUCGAGGAGAAAAAACAAGUGGAAUGGAUUUAGUCGUCUUGAACAUUCUUCGUGCCCGUGAUCACGGAGUUCAGCCAUAUAAUGAUUUCCGUGAGUUUUGCGGAUUGGGAAGAGCAAAGAGAUUCGAAGAUUUGAAGAAAGAAAUGGACAACGAUAAUAUCAAUAUUCUUCAAUCAUUGUAUGAGUCCGUAGAUGAUAUCGAUUUAUUCCCAGGAUUAAUUAGUGAAAGAGCAUUGAAAGGAGCCUUGCUUGGACCGACAAUGUCGUGCAUUAUUGCUGAACAAUUCGGAAGACUCAAACGAUGCGAUCGCUUCUAUUACGAGAACGACAAUAGCGCUGCAAAAUUUACUCCCGCACAAUUAAAUGAGAUCCGAAAAAUUAAAUUGGCUUCGAUUUUCUGCUCGAACAGCAAAUAUUUGAAGACAAUUCAGCCCAACGUUUUCGAUGUGACCGAUGAUUUGACAAAUGCUCAAGUUUCGUGCGCUGAUAUUCCACAAGUCGAUCUCUCUUUGUGGAAGGAGAGAAAUAACUGCGAAUUGAAUGGGAGAACUGUUGCACUUGGCGACUCUGUACAUAUGACACCGUGUGUAACCUGCACGUGUACGAAAGAAGGAAUUGCUUGCAAUCCGACAAAAGUUGAUAGUUGCGAGAAACUGACGCACAAAUAUCUUCUAACUGACAUUUCAAAAGAUACAUCUUGCAUGAUUCAGUGCACCGACUACAUGAAGAGGGUAUAG